AUAAUUUCAAAUUACAUACUUCAGUUUAAUUACAAUGUAUUAAACAUAUCAAGUCAAAUAAAUAUUUAGUAUUAGUUGUUUGUUGGUUGAAACCCAUGCAAUUUCCUAAGCCAACCAUGGCUUCAGUAAGAUACUGUGUUUUCUAAACAAAAAGCAAUAUAUAAAUUGACAACAAUAAUUUUAAAUUAUAUAAUUUGGUUUAAUUAUAUUGUUUUUAAAAAUAUUUAGUCAAGUAAAUAUUUAGUAUUAGCUGUUUGUUGUAACCCAUGCAAUUUCGUAGGUAAGCCAAUAAGCCAAGGAUGUCAAACAGCAUGAUUCUUUACUACUUUUAGUUUAUAUGUUUACUAUUUUCAAUCAUCGUAUUCCAGAUUUCUUGGUUUUAACUUUUCUUUGAAUGCUUCGUGCUUUUAAUUAGAAAUUAAAUUAUCAUUUGACUAACUAAAAAGAAUGGAAGAUUUGUGUUGUCCCAGAUGCAAAAGUACAAAAUAUAAAAAUCCAAAUUUAAAGCUUAUGGUAAAUGUCUGUGGUCACUCGCUAUGUGAAAAGUGUGUCGAGUUGUUGUUUGUUCGAGGCUCUGGAAAGUGUGAGACAUGUCAGAUCCCACUGAGGAGAAAUAAUUUCAGAAUUCAGGUAUUUGAAUCACCUGAAGUCGAGAGAGACAUAGAUAUUCGUAAAAAAGUUUUGAAAGAUUACAACAAAAAAGAGAAGGAUUUUUCUACAUUGCGAGAAUACAACGAUUAUCUAGAAGAAGUCGAAACUAUAGUCUUCAACUUAACGUAUGGGAUCGACGUCGAGCAGACGAGACAGAAGAUGGAGCAGUACAAGCAGGCCAACCAGGAUAACAUCAAGAGGAACCGAUUAAAAAUUAGCCAAGAGGAAGAGGAGUUACUGAGGUUGAUAGAGGAGGAAGCCAUGGAGCACGAGAUCGCGCUACAGCGGCAGGUACAGGAUGAUCUGUGCGAGAAAGACCAGAAGCAAAAGCUGAAAGACAACAUCAUCAAUGAUCUGAUGUUCUCCAAGCUGCCUGCCAGCCACAUACUGGAGACCCAUAAGAAGGAUGCGGAGAAGAUUAAAAACGGUGGACCAGAGAAGACCAGCAAAUUCUCCAGUGGCAUACCAAUUGGUAAGCAGGAAGUUCAGAACGUAUCAGCGGUGUCGGAACAAGUCUACAACUACAAGUACCAACCUUUGCACUUUGAUAACAAGGGCCCUGAUCUGCCUAGCAUCGACCAACUCGAAAAUCUCAAUUACCUGGUCAACGUGCGGGAAUGUACGCGGACAGAGGUGGCCGGCGGGUUCGUCUCCGAAAUUCCUUGCCAUCGAGCCCUGCAAGAUGCCUACGCCGGACUUUUCAUUUUCAUGGACCAAUCUUCUGUCUCAAUCAAAUCUUAACCCGUUAUACUUAACUAGUGAUAUUGGUUGUUUCAUUCUUUCUGUGUAUAUUAUGUGAAAUUCGCUCUCCAUUUAAUUUGUUCUCGUUUUCUGUGAAAUUCAGUCAAAAAAUAGUACGCAAAAUGUGUAAAA
This is a messenger RNA of Helobdella robusta, 1524 nucleotides long. RefSeq lists its product as hypothetical. The record is from RefSeq and is a predicted model, not a curated record. Gene Ontology annotation, cellular component: transcription factor TFIIH holo complex. Bases 448 to 1392 code for a protein of 314 amino acids. The transcript is spliced from 8 exons. Gene Ontology annotation, biological process: nucleotide-excision repair; positive regulation of cyclin-dependent protein serine/threonine kinase activity; regulation of transcription by RNA polymerase II. Gene Ontology annotation, molecular function: cyclin-dependent protein serine/threonine kinase activator activity. NCBI's taxonomy places the organism in Eukaryota, Metazoa, Annelida, Clitellata, Rhynchobdellida, Glossiphoniidae.